GUCUGCGCGCCAGGUUGUUCUUCCUGCCACCGGGUGUCUCUCUAUCCUUCCCCCCUUCCCCGCUCAACCGCGGUGUUUGCGGGGUGGUCUCGCAGGACUGAAGAGGACACAACCCCUUAGGGCAGCUUCCCUCAGCUGGAUUGCUUGCCAUCCUCAAGCUUGAAAACCAUGUGAAACCAUAUCUUUAAGUGCUGAGUGGGACAUGGCUGAAGGCUGUGGCUGUCCUUUUCACUGGAGUUUUCCUCCGAAGCUACCAGAAUGAUGGAGAAAUGAUACUGAUUGUAUGAAAACAACCCCUUCAGACAACUCCUGUCUUCCUGGGAAGGCCCCUGAAAGAAACAGCUAAAGAAGUUGAAGCCGAAGAUAUUGAAUGCCUUGUCUGAGACCAUUCUGCUGUUUCAGAAGGAAUCUGAGGUUGCAAGUGACAGAAAAUUCAGCCCAAACUGAGUAGGCAAAACAGGUCUCAAAUGAAUCUGACUUGAAAAUUCCGAAGUUAAGUCUCAGUUCUCCUCAAGUAACACCUAUGAGCAAGAGGAUGAAUUGAGUCCGAGCCUCCAGCCCAGGCCAAAAGAUACACCAACGAGCCAAAAAAGCCUAAGCGACCAUCUGACCAUCCGAUCGUCCGACUGGUAACUAUGAUCUUCAAUGACCACCAGGGGACAGAUGCUCUGACAGACUAAGACAACACAUCCAUCUUCAGCUGGAGGAAAACCAGAUAACAUCUGAGUAGAAGCUGGAAACAUCAUUUUACAAACAUAUAAGACUUCAGUAUUCCUCAUAGAGAACGUUUUUUUGGGGGGUGAGGAAAAACCUCUGCAUUGGCCAAGCAAAAGAACCAGGCUCUGUGACUGAAGUCAGCUAAGGAGUGGUUUCUCACACCAUCUGGGAAUAAGAAGCUGCAACUAUUUCACACCAUCUAGAAGACAUGGGCUGUGGUAGUUCAUCAAUUAAAGUCAAGAAAUCUGCAAAAACAAUAAGAGCUGCAUUGAUCAUCCAAAAUUGGUACCGGGGUUACAGAGCUCGGUUGAAGACCAGACAACGUUAUGCUCUCACCAUCUUCCAGUCCAUUGAAUAUGCUGAUGAACAAGGCCAAUUACAGUUAUCCAAUUUCUUUUCCUUCAUGUUGGAAAACUACGUACAUAUACAAGAGAAAGAUCCAACUUUAGUAAAUCGGCUGUUUGGUUGCGCCCCCCAGGACGACAGGGGUAGACAGGAAUGUGUAGGGAUAAUAGAGGUCCCAGAAUCAUAUAGUGGCCCUCGGCUGCAAUUUCCACUCAAUACUGAUUCUCUUACUAUAAUGAUUGAGGCCUUUAAGAAGCAGCAGAUACUCCAUGCCUAUUAUGUUUUAGAGAUACUAUUCGAAACUAAGGAAGCCUUGAAGCAAAUGCCAAAUUUUAAUCAUAUAAGAACUUGUCCCACCAAAGAGAUAACAAUCUGUGGCGAUUUACAUGGAAAAUUAGAGGAUCUCCUUUUGAUCUUCUCCAAGAAUGGCCUCCCCUCAGCGUAUAAUCCAUAUGUUUUUAACGGUGAUUUUGUAGAUCGAGGAAAAUGUUCCAUUGAGAUCUUAAUGAUCCUGUUUGUGAGUUUUCUUCUCUAUGGCGAUGACCUGUGCUUGAACAGAGGAAACCAUGAAGAUUUUUUGAUGAAUAUGAGGUAUGGCUUCACAAAAGAAGUCUUGAGCAAAUAUAAGAUAUACGGGAAAAAAAUCCUACAAGUCUUGGAAGAAGUUUUUGCCUGGCUACCACUCGGUACAGUCAUUGAUGAUGAAAUCCUGAUCAUGCAUGGUGGCAUAUCAGAGUCCACAGAUCUGAAUUUACUCCAUCACGUAGAGAGAAACAAAAUGAAAUCCGUGCUAAUGCCACCAGUUCCAGUGGAUAAAGAUAGUUUUACUGAGAUGAAUAAUAAAGGACAUGUGCCUCGGGGAGUCAAAUUAAGUGGAUCACCUUCUGAUUAUUUAACAAAGCAUGAGUGGGAACAGGUUAUCGAUAUUCUGUGGAGUGAUCCUAGAGGGAAACGAGGCUGUUAUCCAAACACAUGUCGAGGAGGGGGCUGCUAUUUUGGGCCAGAUGUUACCUCGAAGUUUCUUAAUAAAAACCAUUUGAAGCUGCUCAUUAGGUCUCAUGAAUGUAAGCCUGAAGGGUAUGAAAUAUGCCAUGAUGGGAAGGUUAUUACGGUAUUUUCUGCUUCUAAUUAUUAUGAAGAAGGCAGUAAUCGAGGUGCUUACAUCAAGGUUGGUUUUUGUACAACCCUUCGAUUUUUCCAGUACCAAGUAACAAAGGCAACAUGCCUAAGACCUCUUCAUCAAAGAGUGAACACCAUAGAAAGUAGUGCCAUCAGGAUACUGAAAGAGAGAAUGGUUUCACGAAAAACAGAUCUCAUUCGUAGUUUCCAACUUCAAGACCGAACUAAAUCAGGAAAAAUUUCUAUGGGACAAUGGGCUUUUUCUAUGGAAAACACCUUGGGGCUGAACUUACCAUGGAGAACCCUGAGUUCACAUCUGGUUCUCACAGACGACGAUGGUAAUAUUGACUACAUGACCUGCUUCCACGAUAUUCAGAUUCAAAAACCUGUGAAAGAGGCUCAGUCAGCUCUCAUUGAAACUCUGUACAGAUACCGAUCUGACCUGCAAAUCAUUUUUAAUGUCAUUGACUCUGAUCACUCAGGUCUUAUCUCGAUGGAAGAAUUUCAUUCCAUGUGGAAACUUUUUUGUAGUCACUACAACCUUCAUAUCGGUGAUUCCCAAGUUGAUGAGCUUGCUGAAAGAAUGGACUUGAACAAAGAUGGAAGCAUCGACUUUAAUGAGUUCUUAAAAGCUUUCUAUGUGAUACACCAACUUGACAACUUGAACAGAUCAAGCACCCAACUUGCUUAAUAAGAAGUAGAGCUUUCCCUCCUUAUGAACAUAGUCACGAAUACAAUCUUUUGCAGUACCAGUAGUAGAAAGAAGUAGACCCCAAUUUCUGCCAUGAGCAGAUGUGUAAUGUGGGUAUUAGAAGUACCUAGUAAGCUAUUUUGUUAAUGCUAGGUUAAAUGUCAGCUCCAGUGGUAGGAAUCACACAUUUCUAGAUAGAAACUGAUUUUGAGACUAGUGUUGGUCUCUUUGAUGUCCACCUACCAGGAGACCAGAGCAGUUUAGAAACAUACUAAAGGAAAGAAACCUAUAGAACACAGAAAAAACUACACCAUCUGUAAGUGGCCCAGGAAUAGGAGGAGGAAUACUGAACUACUAACAUAAUAAAAUAUUUCCAGCUUU
Molecule: messenger RNA, 3253 nt
Organism: Myotis davidii
Lineage: Eukaryota; Metazoa; Chordata; Mammalia; Chiroptera; Vespertilionidae
Gene: PPEF1
Product: protein phosphatase, EF-hand calcium binding domain 1
Exons: 24
Coding region: 926-2872 (648 amino acids)
Biological process (GO): detection of stimulus involved in sensory perception
Cellular component (GO): cytosol; nucleus
Molecular function (GO): calcium ion binding; protein binding; iron ion binding
Source: RefSeq, a predicted model, not a curated record